AUGAUAUUAAAUAAUAUUCGUUUAUGCCUUAUUCGAUAUCGAUAUUUAUUAAGUAUUGAUCGAAAAUAUUUGAAAAUAUUCUCAACACCAAUUCAAUUAAAUUUAACGAUGAAAAAUUUAAUAAUUUCUCGAAAAUAUAAAGAAGUUCUUGAUUUAUUUGAUCAACAAAUUUCAUUACGUACAGAUAUAACGUUCAAUUUAGCUUUGAAAGCAGCGACAAAAUUAUUGAAUUGUAAUCGUGGUAUUCAUAUUCAUCAACAAGUACCGUCAGAAUUGCUGCUGGAAAACUCAUUUAUUCAAACAUCAUUAAUUAAUUUUUACAUGGAAUGUCAUUUAAUCGAUGAUGCUAACCGAAUCUUUUCAACUAUUAAAAAAAAGAAUAUUUUUCUAUAUACUGCAAUGCUCAAAGGUUACAUAAAUAAUAAUUUAACAGAAAAAGCGAUUGAAUUAUUUGAAGAAAUUCCAAAAGACGAAGUUGAUGAAAUAAUUAUAACAUUAUUGUUUAAUGCAUGUACAAAACUUUCCAAUGAUUAUUCAAUUAAAAUUGGAAAAGAUGUACUCAAUCAAUUACCAAAGUCUUUUCUUCGAGAUCAACAAUUAAUUGAUACAAUUAUUCAAAUGUUAAUGAAAUUCGGUGAUGUAAAGGAUGCUGAAUUUUACUUUGAAAAAAGCCCAAACAAAACUAUCAUUACUUAUGCAGUCAUGAUGCAAGGUUAUGCUAAAAAUAAUUUCUUUGAAAAAGCAUUAGAUUUAUUUGAAGAAAAUUCUUUGAAAUUAGAUGCAAUUAUGUAUAUCAUUAUUUAUAAUAUAUGUGCUUCAUUAUCUAAUCAAAGAUCUAUUCAGUUAGGAAAAACAAUUAUUGAUAAAAUGCCAAAAGAAUUUCUAAAUGAUACGAAUGUAGUUACUUCUUUAAUGCAUAUGUUAAUGAAUUUUGGUCAAGUAGAGAAAGCUGAAUCUUUCUUUAAACAAAUUAAAAAUCCGACUUUAUAUGCUUAUGGAGUUUUAAUGAAUGGUUAUAAAAAUAAUGAUCAACCAGAAAAAUGUUUACUACUUUUUGAAGAAAUGAAAAAACAAAAUAUAAUAAUUGAUGAACCAACAGCUCUAGCAUUGAUUGGCGCAUGUUCACAAAUUGGUAUACAUUCAAUUUCUCAAAAUAUUGCUCAACAAAUUUCUCAUUUAAAAGUUAAUCUUCGAUUAAAAACUUCUUUGAUUAAUAUGUGGAGUAAAUCAGGUGAUAUUCAUCGUGCCAAAGAGAUCUUUCAAUCAAUUCAUCAAGGUGAUACUCUUGUCUAUGGAUCAAUGAUAAAUGGAUAUGGAUUAAAUGGAAUGAGUUAUGAGGCAAUUGAUAUUUAUGAACAAAUGCCAGAAAAUAUGAAAAAUGAAAUGACACAUAUUUGUAUUCUCAAUGCCUGUUCUCAUUCAGGUCUUGUUAAUCAAGCUCAAAUUAUCUUCAAUAAGAUUCCAAUAAAAACAACAAAUAUUAUAACUACAAUGGUCGACUGUUAUAGUCGAAUGGGAUUAUUUGAUGAAGCACAAGAAAUAAUUAUGAAUUAUGAAAAAUCAAAUCCACCUUAUUUAAUUAUGUAUAUGGCUAUGUUAUCGGGUGCUCGAAAUCAUCGACAAAUCGAUUUGUCAAAGAAACUAUAUGAGCAAAUGAAAAAUUUAUUUCCUAAUCAAAAAUCAGAUCUCAUUGCUGCCUCUAUUCUUUUAUCUAAUACAUAUUCAUCCUUAGGAGAAGAUCAACAAGCAAAACAAGUUCGAAUAAAACAGAUUGGUAAGAAUAUUAAAAUUGGUUUAUCAUGGACUGAAGUUAAUGGUGAAGUUAUGUGUUUUAAAGCUCAUGAUCGAUCUCAUCCACAGUCAAAUGAAAUUUAUGCUGAACUUGAACAUUUAUCAAAUCAAUUAAAAGAAAAUGGUUAUGAAUAUGAUUCAUCAUGGAUAACUCGUCCACUUAAACAUGGAGAAACUUAUGAAUCCGUAUUGUGUGGUCAUAGUGAAAAACUUGCAAUUGCAUUUGAUCUUAUUCAAAAACCUCAACCAUCAUUGAUUCAAAUCACAAAAAAUCUUCGUAUCUGUGGAGAUUGUCAUCGUGCAACAAAAAUGAUUGCUAAGAUUCGACAAUGUACAAUUAUUGUACGAGAUGCAAAUCGUAUUCAUCAUUUUCAUACAAAUGGACAAUGUUCUUGUCAAGAUUAUUUUUAG
Messenger RNA from Adineta steineri, 2202 nucleotides. The record is from the annotation of a GenBank genome assembly. NCBI's taxonomy places the organism in Eukaryota, Metazoa, Rotifera, Eurotatoria, Adinetida, Adinetidae.